Lolium rigidum is the source of this 2555-nucleotide messenger RNA. RefSeq lists its product as uncharacterized. NCBI's taxonomy places the organism in Eukaryota, Viridiplantae, Streptophyta, Magnoliopsida, Poales, Poaceae. The transcript has 3 exons. The record is from RefSeq and is a predicted model, not a curated record. The coding region runs from base 143 to 1414 and encodes 423 amino acids. Gene Ontology annotation, molecular function: protein binding.
CUCCGCUCGACCAAUCCUCCACAGGCGCCGCCACCCCAUCACGUUCGCCGGCGACACCUACCGCCGGUGCAAGGGGUCACGAUCUCGGAGCGAUGUUCGUGUGAAGCUUACGGUUUCCUGCCUGGUCGAUUUUUACUGAGAAAUGCCAUGUGAAGAACAAAAAUAUCAUGAAACUGUGGUUCUUACACCGUCGGUGAAGAUGGCGGCAUCAAGGGACAACAAUAGUGAGCUGCGUUUACUUAAAAGUCAGCUCAAAAUGGAAUGUGUGUAUGCCACCGUCUCGAAGGUGCUGGACGACGACAACCUCCUCAUCGAGAUCCUCCUCCGCGUCGCCUUCCCCAGCACCCUCGUCUGCACCGCUCUCGUCUGCAAGCGCUGGUUCCACCACAUCUCCGACCGCAAGUUCCUCUGCCGUUUCCGCAAGCUCCACCCACCCUGUCUCCUCGGCUAUUACCUCUAUGGACGCUUCGUCCCUAUGCUGCCACAGCCCCCAGAGCUAGCUGCUGUCACCCGAAGAGUGGCGAGCUACAGCCUCGGGGGCACCGAGGACGCCACUGUAUUGAUCAGGGACUGCCGGAACGGUAGCGUCUACUCCCUAUUGUGCAAACGAGGAAGCGGAGUCACUGGUGGAGUGCACAGGCCGCUGUGCCAGGACAGAGCCGUGGCCGUCAUCCCACCGCUCUCACACCCCAAUUUUAUCGCAAGUAGAAUCCUCUCCAAAGAAGAGGACAGUGGUGGCUUGUCCUACAUGUAUGUAACGUUGGGGCCCCCCUUCGAGAGGACACGUUUUACGGUGUUUAUGUUGCAAGAUGGAGUCUGGUGUAUGCAUAUGUCAGUCACAGCACAAGUAUGUUGCCGCUUCAAGCGACUACAAGCUGUGUUGGUGGAGAAUAAAAUCUAUUUGACAGCCACCAUGAGUGACAUUAUCGUCUUGGAUUUAACAACAUCAAGUAUGUCCACAAUUCAGCUCCCACAAGGAGUGAAGUCUAUCACUUCGGCCACUAUGUUGUCACCAGCUGAUGAUGCUUCUGGAGUAUAUCUCAUCAAAGUGGAUCUUGAACUUCGCAUCUGGCUCCACAGUGGGGAGAACUGGUCACUGGUGGACACCAUUUGUUACCGUGAGAUGGUUGCUAAUUUGAGAAUGUCAGAUUGCACGGUUGAUCAUGAGAAUACUACUGAUGUGCAUAUAAGCCAAGUGGGAGACAAUGCUGAAUUUGCGUUCUUGCAAAUGGGCCGAUGCACAUUCUAUUUGGAUAUCAAGUGCAGGACAUUGCGUAAAGUGCAUGAGAGGAAACAUUGGGAUCCAUUCGAACAAAUAUAUCCUUUUAUGAUGAUCUGGCCUCCCACAUUCCCUACGCUCAAAGAUGAUUUCGCAAGGUUUGCCUUUUGCCCUUUAGAUGAUAUGUAUAUAUAGUGCUCUUGUUGAGUUUGCAAAGUUUUGCAAUAUGCAUUGUGUUAAUCUUUCUCACUUUUGUUUUUGCCAUAUGUUUUAAAGUUGACAUUUGUAGCUGUCAUCAAUACACCAUCGUAAUUGAUUACUGUGGCAUGAAUUUGCAUUGUUACAUUUGUGAUGCUCUGCCAUUCUUGUUAGCAGUUCAUCAAUCAUCGUACUGUUUUCUAUAAACUAUGGAAUCGUGUUGGGUGUAUGAUUCAUUCCUUCAGCCAUUUUAGGAAUACUAAUUCAGUAUCAUUAGUGUUGGGUGCUUUUACUUCCUCCAUACUCUGAAAAACAAUAAUGUGCAUGUAUUGCCAAUUAUCGGUCCUCUGUCAGUCUGCAUUGCCCUGCAUAUUUUCAUCCGAUCAUAAGCCAGCUAGUCAUUUAUUUUACAUUUAGCGAAGCUAGCAAUAUUUUUGGGAGCUACAGAACUGCAUCAUUGUGCAAUGGUAGGCGUCGGUGUCUUUGCUAGGCGUAUACUAAAAUUUCAGUCUGUCAGAUGAGCCCAUAGAAUGGUUAAUAAUACUAGAAAGCCCACGUUGGCAUGAGGCGCUGUGACAUGCUUCUCCAAACUUGUUUCCUCCCCUUAUACGGUCUCAUAACAGUAAUUUGUGUUGGUACUGAAAAAAGACCGUCUAUUCUGCUGCAUCACUGUUUUCUGGAAGGCACAAAAGAUGGGAUAAGAGCUGAACGAUGCCUAGCCUUGUUAUUGUGAGCCAGAAAUUCUGGCUUCCUAUGUCUCAAAAUUAGUCAUGGUCUAAUUUUCUGCCACUGUCAUGAGUUUCCUGCCAACUGUGAACCUCAAAGUAUAUGUAUGAGGUUGUUAAUACUUGGGGUAUCCCAAAAUUUUACGUUAUGUUGGAACAUCCUAUUGCUUACUAAAGUUUUUAGUGGGUCACAUGCAUAUUCUGUAAUGGUUAUGCUUCCGCGAACGCAUGGUUCCGAAUCCGCAUAUAUCACGGUGAAUUUUCCAUUUUUACGAUCAGUGGGCAAUACAAGUUAAGAGCGGUUAAUUUCUGCUUGUGUGGCAUUUGUCCUUUUUAUGACCAGAGAUUUGUUUUACUAAACUGUAAACUGUACAAUGGGAAUAUUCUUGGCUGGGAUUUGAAUGCAUUUACUA